Messenger RNA from Galleria mellonella (greater wax moth), 3799 nucleotides. It is a transcript of the gene Nop17l, whose product is annotated as protein kintoun. Gene Ontology annotation, cellular component: cytoplasm. Gene Ontology annotation, biological process: axonemal dynein complex assembly. The transcript has 3 exons. The record is from RefSeq and is a predicted model, not a curated record. NCBI's taxonomy places the organism in Eukaryota, Metazoa, Arthropoda, Insecta, Lepidoptera, Pyralidae. Bases 116 to 2707 code for a protein of 863 amino acids.
GCAAUACCAAUAUUGCCAAAACAAUUACUAAUUCUUAUCACUGUCAUCAGCUGGAAAUUUUGUGAAUGCGUAAUAAAAUAGUGUUUAUUUAUAAAUCGCUCUAUACAUUAUCAAAAUGGCAACAGGAGUAAAACCUCGUGAUGAAGAAUCACAACUUACUAAAAGCGACCUUGAGACCAUACAAGAUGCAAUGAAGUGUAAGAAGUUUCGAGAUUUGUUAACCGAUUACUGCGAGGAAGUACGUGACCCGGCAAAUCAAGCGUUGUAUCAAAAAGAAAUGACCCAACUUGAAAAGGAACGUGGCUACGAUGUAACUUUCAUUAAUCCGAAAGGGGGUUAUGUUAUUAAAACUAGUGUCGCUGGCGACAGGAAGGCGUUUAUCAACAUUUGCAGUAACGAGAAUGUUGAUAAGCCGUCAUGUAGCGUUCAAGAAAUAAAUGGCAUAAAAGGUAUGAACUGGUUGUUGCCGUACUCAAUAAUACCUCCAAGAGAAGAUUACAAUAAUAAAAAAGAACGUUGCGUGAUAUAUGACGUAGUGUUCCAUCCCGAUACUUUACGUAUGGCGGAGGUUAACAAACGGUUUCGUGAGUUAGUAAACAAAACUGCUUUCGACGGUUUACAAAAAACAUACAAUAUUCAUUUCGAUAGUAAUAACUUCCGAUUUCCAAAGUCGCAUUACAAAGGAACGAGUACACCUGCUGUAAUUAGAAAAGAAGAUCCUAAUUAUGUACCACCAACAGAUGAAGAAACUGAGAACAUCUCGCCAGAAGUUUUAGAAAAAAUGUACCCUCAGCAUAUCUAUAAUGAAAAAAUGGAUAAACCCACUGAAGAACUAAUAUCACACCAAAAUCAGAAACAAAAAAGACAGUCUAGGAAAGUUAAAGAAGAAUUUACUCAUACUACUGAAAAUGGAUAUACUAUUCCUAAGUAUGUUAUAAAACAACAAAAGAAUGUAGAUCUUCAAGAGUUUACUAAUGAAAAAGAUAGUAAACAAUAUUCUGCUAUUCCCAGUCAUAUAGUUAUUGAAGUUAAUCUACCAAUGCUUUCAUCUACAAAAGAUUGUAUAUUGGAUGUUAAGGAAAAAUCAUUGAAUCUAAUAUCAGAAAAGCCAGCAAAAUAUAAACUGAACCUCACUCUGCCAUACCCAGUGAAUGAUGAAUGUGGUAAUGCAAAGUUUGAUAAGUCUAAGCACAUGCUUAUAGUGACUUUACCAGUUAUAAAAAGAAGUAACAACCAUAAUAUAAAUUCUUUAAAAGUUGACAGUGGAGUUGAAAGUGAAGAAAAUUCAGGUUCCCAAAGUGAUGAGGGUGGCAUGGAUGGUUUGGUAGUUGACUUACCCUCAACUCCUGAAUCUCCACUUUUAAAAAAUUAUGAUCAUCCCAGUGAAAAGCCUUUGGAAGACCCAUUCUUGGUAUCUUCUCUUGGAUAUACAUUGCCAUCAUAUACACAUAAUGUUAUGGAUGAAAUUGUAGCAUUUACUUUCCAUGUGAAAAACACUGAACCUGAUUCAGUAAAAGUAAAAAAAGAUGACAAUAAAAUUUACAUUAAAUUUACUUCAAUUGGUUCAGGCUUUGUUCCUGUUCACUAUGCAGCUAUUAUUAUAUUUGAAGAACAAAUCAAGUUUGAAAAUGUCAGUGGAGAAGCAUGGGAUAACAAUGUUAUAUUGCAGUUAGAAGUUGUUGGUGAUGUACCUCAGAAGUUCCAAAUUGGUUUAAGUGAAGACUCCUUCACUAGUGAAUAUUUUGAUAUGUCUCAGGUGAGUAGGUCAUCAAAACCUAGAAUUGUAAAUGAAACAAAAUUGGAUUAUCAUAAAGAAGUUACAACUCCUGUUGUUGAAGUGACCAACUUAGGUACAGAAACAAAUAUUGUAGUUUCAUCAAAUAAUUUUGAUUACAAUGAAGAUAAUAUAGAAAGUCCAACUACAAAAGAGAAAGAGAUUGUGUGGACAGAGACUGAAAAUAAUGAAAGCGGAGCAAAAAGUAUACUCCGUAAACAAAUAUCUAUGACAAGAAGCUACUCUGAGUCAAGUAUGGGAGAUGUUGCAUCGUCUAUGGAUUACAUAAGUUCUGACUGCAUACCAGAAGAAUCUAGUUUGAAAAAGACUGUUAGAUUUAAUGAUGUCAUUGCAAGACAAUUCUACAGAUAUAACUCCUCCAUAGAAGGUCAGAAAAAGAAAAAUCAAAGAAGAAAAAGCAAAAAACGAAAUCAGGAGCAGCGCAAGAGUGAAAGUGAGGCUGAGGAUGAUGUUACCAACUCAAAUAUGACUUCAAAACCAAGAUUGAAAUCUGCUCUCAAACUAAGACGUGACAGCGGACUCGCCGAUACCUCAGAUGCUGAAGCUGACUGUAAAACGACGCCACUGGAUUCACCCAUUUCCCCAUCCACUUUCAACAUUCCCACUAAUAGUAAUAAAUCUACCAACAUAUAUGAUGAUGACUUCAAAGAUAAUGUAGAUGAGAAGGAGAAAUUUAAGUCUAUUUUAAACAUAGAUUACAAAGCAAAAGCUCCAUCAGAGCCUACGAUAUGGGAAUCAGCAAGUGAAUCCACAAAAACACCAAAAAGACAAGAUGAUUCUAAAUCAUUUAAUAAGAUUACCUGUGAUAACAUCAAACAUAAUACAAAUCUUUACAACCCAGAUAACUUAAAUAAAGGCCAGUACCUAGAGGUAGCGUUUAAAAACGAUCUCAUAUUUGAUUUGGAUAUGUGAGGUUUGCAAUUUCCAUCUAUUCAGUUCAAUUAUUUUCUGUUAAAUUUAUUAAAAAAUUAUAUAUUAUUGAAAUACUUUGAGUAUUUAAAAGAAAAUGUAGUAUUUGGAUUUUGUAAUUGUUUGAAGUUCCUUUGCAUUGUGAAGAUACUUAAGAAUUGUUUGUUGGAUGUGCUAGUUUAUGGCAAUGGUUUACAUUAAUUAUAUAAUUUUCUUAAAAUUUUAAUCCCAGUGUGUUCAACUAUAAUAAAGUCAAUUAAAUUAUAUUUUACAGAUUUGAAAAAAUAAUAUCAUUCAAAAUGAUAAAAUGUUGGCAUGCAGAAAUAAUUUUCAUUAUUGAUCUUAAUUAUUUUUAAUUUUUAGCCAUGUUAAAAGUAAAGUUAAAAGUAGAUUUAUCUAUAAUCAUUCAAAUGAAGUUAUGCUCAUUUUAGACAAUAUUUGGUAGAAAAAUUGCAUUUAAAUGGUACAAACUAGAUACGUAAUUUACUGAUGUUAUAUAGGUCAAGUGCUAGGAAUUUAUUUCUGAAUAAGAAUCUUGAGCCUAAAUUUUAUUUGUUAAAUUGUUUAGUCUAAUACUGCACUACAUACACGAUUUAGAAUUUAGGUUUGCCCACUAAAGAAUUUAGAAACGGCCUAAGCAAGGAUGCUAGAAUCUGUUUGCUAAUAUUGUAUGUUUCAGUGGGUAAAAUAUAACACUUGCAGUUUUGUAAGUAACAUUUUACACAUUCACCAAAAUCUUUUUUAUACCUCUACUUAUAUUUAUAUACUUAGCUGAUCUUGAUCUGCCUCGCAAUUAUUGUAUUUUUUUUUCUAAAUUCCAGUUAUAGAACCAGUUAUUAAUUUACAAUUAAAUUAUUCUUGUGCCUUUAGUCUUUAAAAAUAUAUUUAUAAAUAACUAAAAGUUAAACCAGUGUUUAUAUUAAUUUGGUAUAUUUAACGUCUGUUGUCAUAAACAAUGCAUAUUAUUUAAUAUUUUAUAAUAUAUAACAAUAACUAUGGUGUAUGAAUAAUAUAAUUUAUGUUUUGUGUAAGAUACUAUAAGGUUCUGAAAGAUUGUGAUUUUGUGAACGUAGUAUAAUAUACUAGUUUACUGAA